AUGGCCCGACUAAACGAACCCCCCGUAUCUACAGAUAGCAUCGACACGCUACGCAGGAAGCUAUUGCGCCAAAACAGAGACCUUGCCAGAGCAAAUGCUGUUCACUUGAAUCGCAUCCACAACCUCGAAGCAGAUUAUUCUCGUUCCCUGUCAGAAAACCUCCAACUGAAUGGCCGAAUUAUUGAGCUGGAGAAGGAGCUCGAGGAUAGCAAUGCUCGGAGGAUAGCAGAUCAUGCCCUGGACAUCAGGUCCAGACUCGAAUCCCAGUUGAUGGACUGCAUGUCGCUUCUUUCCAACCUCGGUCAAGAACCUCCCACGAAAAGACACGCAAGCCCUCGAGGAAGACGGAUUUCCAGAGCAAGUCUGCCGCGUGGCAGCCCUCCCCAGAGACGGCCGCCACGCGAGCCAGUAAAGGACACAGAAGCUCGAGCGCUGCAAGAGGGCCGCCUGCCGCCUAUCACAGAGAACAAAUCGUAUCCAAGAGCAACACUUGACCGUGACCAGAUCCUCGCUCUGUGCUCAGAAGCCGCCGAUUCGACAGAUACAACAGACAACGCCGACACCACUGAUUCCCCCGAACUUGGUCCUCCACCGAUGUCCCGAUUCGUCGAUGCAGACUCCGUUGAUAUCGGAUCCCCCCAUCAACCCCUGAGUGCUACAGAACCGCAGGCAGCCACAAACAGCUCGCCGGGAAAAUCACCAUCACCAGCGCCAGUGGUACCUCCAGUACCCGUAUCCCGAACGACACAAAAGCCCGAGAGGAAUGUCAUUGUGCGGCCCGAUCCUGCAACCAAGACGGAAGACGCCAGGCCCGAUGCCAAGCGCCCACCCAAGGAGACUCCUAUCUUACCCCCCGUGCUUCCGAUCGUCGUUAAGGCUGGGUCAAAGAGGAAGCAUAGCAUGGGAGACGAUCUUGCCAAAAUCACAAAACUACCCGUCGAACCCACAAAGUCGAAACAGCUCGAGCAACAACGCCCGCUUGAGGCACGCGAACAACCUAGCGGACAGACUCUGAAAGAACUCGCCAACAGACGCCGUGAGGCUAGAGAACGAAUGUCGGCACCAGUCAACUCGAGAAAGCCUUUGUCGGCCAAGAGCACGAAUGACGACAUGGCUUCUCCUGUGAAGAGUUCCAAAGACGCAGCGAGUGACUUCAAGGUCGCCCUCGAGAAGCCGAAGCCGCGCGCCGCAAGUCAGCGGGCUGCGCAGAAGAUCAGAGAAGCCGAGGCAGAAUUACGAUCCGAGCCUGAGCCAAUCGAAGUUGUCAUUGCCACUGUGCCAUCACCGGCACCCACUGUUGACGUCCUGCCGAGUACAGAAACCGUACCCAUCGAAGCUGCCCUCCUAUCACCAGCAUCACCUGAGCCAGUGUCUAGAAUGAGCCUGCCGAGUGUUCGGGAUACGCCCCCACCAAACGACAUCUCUUCCCAGGGCGAAACUUCACGGCCAAGCAGGAGGGCGAGAGCUUCGGUCAGCUACGCAGAGCCAAAUUUGCGUGACAAGAUGCGACGCCCUACGAAGGAACUUUAUGACGCCGUUACUGGUCAGACGAGGUACCUUCAGCGUAGUGGCAGCGCCAGUUCGGACCCAUCAGCGGUGGAUGCGGCACCAAUAGUCAAACGCGAAUCUAGUGACGAUGCUACUUGGCAGCAGAUCGCGGCUGCUGCUGCUGCUGCUGCUUCGCCGUCUGCAAUCAGCCGGCAAAGUCAAAAGAGCCCCCACGAGCCCAUCGACAAAUCGACAUCGCCGGAACGGCUGCUCGCCGUGGCGAAACCACUUCGUAAAAAACGCUCGUCUGCCAUGAUGUCGGGCUCGAUCAGCGAGGGCGAAGGGCCGAGGCCUUUUCAACAAAACACUAGCAGCUCGACUCCCUUAGAGAAGACGCCCAGCCGCCAAUCGACAUUGUCGCCCGAGAGGGAGGCUGAUCCUUAUGAGUUCCCCGCCUCAACACCGGCUAGCGACACGUUUCGGGUUGCGGAUACAAAGGACCUCAGUUUGCCAGCGCGCCAGUCCAAGUCAUCAAGACGAGCGACGUCUGCAACGAGGGACGACUUCAGAGGGGAGGGGGCAGAAGUGAGCCAGCGACCCAAAUCGGGUGGGCCCCGAAAGAGAGCGUCGAUGGUCUUGCCCAAAAGGAAUCGCGCAGAAGCAGAAAGUGUCGAAGAUAGCAGCUUCGAGAGUGUGGAGAGCAGCAGCGACUUUCAGGAAACCAAUUCCAAAGUGUCGAUGCGGAGAAGGAGCAUGAUGUUGUAA
This is a messenger RNA of Colletotrichum acutatum, 2253 nucleotides long. RefSeq names its product shugoshin. NCBI's taxonomy places the organism in Eukaryota, Fungi, Ascomycota, Sordariomycetes, Glomerellales, Glomerellaceae. The transcript has 3 exons. Gene Ontology annotation, biological process: meiotic chromosome segregation. The record is from RefSeq and is a predicted model, not a curated record. Gene Ontology annotation, cellular component: nucleus; chromosome, centromeric region. The coding region runs from base 1 to 2253 and encodes 750 amino acids.